Messenger RNA from Triplophysa dalaica, 551 nucleotides. It is a transcript of the gene uba52, whose product is annotated as ubiquitin A-52 residue ribosomal protein fusion product 1. The record is from RefSeq and is a predicted model, not a curated record. Gene Ontology annotation, molecular function: protein tag activity; ubiquitin protein ligase binding; structural constituent of ribosome. NCBI's taxonomy places the organism in Eukaryota, Metazoa, Chordata, Actinopteri, Cypriniformes, Nemacheilidae. Gene Ontology annotation, biological process: protein ubiquitination; modification-dependent protein catabolic process; translation. Gene Ontology annotation, cellular component: nucleus; ribosome; cytoplasm. The transcript has 5 exons. Bases 97 to 483 code for a protein of 128 amino acids.
AAGACGCUCUGACGCUAAAAAUCCCCUUGAUCUUGACACACGAAACAAGAGUCGCUCUCUUUCCGCCCGGAUCAGCAGAUACUGCGAGGUGGCAAAAUGCAGAUCUUUGUGAAAACUUUGACUGGUAAGACCAUCACCCUCGAGGUCGAGCCCAGCGACACCAUCGAGAAUGUCAAGGCUAAAAUUCAGGAUAAGGAAGGCAUCCCACCUGACCAGCAGCGUCUGAUUUUUGCUGGUAAACAGUUGGAAGAUGGUCGCACACUCUCAGACUACAACAUUCAGAAAGAGUCCACCCUCCACCUGGUGCUGCGUCUUAGAGGAGGCAUCAUUGAGCCUUCCCUGAGACAACUGGCUCAGAAAUACAACUGCGAGAAGAUGAUCUGCCGCAAGUGUUAUGCCCGUCUGCACCCACGUGCCGUAAACUGCCGCAAGAAGAAGUGUGGCCACACCAACAACCUGCGUCCCAAGAAGAAGCUGAAGUAGACUGUAUAUCUGAUGCGUUUCAGGAGCAGCAUGAGCUUUUUUGUUCGAAUAAAAUGUUGUUAAAACCA